AUGGGCUGCACACCUUCUCACAGUGAGACUGCUGCAAGAAGUGGUCUUAAGGCUUUGAAUAAACCCAAAAGUGUUUUGCCGAUUGAUUCAAGAGAUAAAGGAAUCCCUCUGCUGGUUAAAGGUUCAUCUUGCUACAAUAUUGAUGAAUAUGGGGUUCAGGGGAAGGACUACCUGGAAGAAGAGGAGGAGGAUAGACUGUCAGAUCUGGACAAAAAUGAUAAUUUGCAGUUAUCUUCCAAGGCUCAUUCAGAUUCCCAGAUUUCCAGGGAAGAGAAGAAAAUUGAGAGGACGGCCACAGAUGCUGAAGUCGUUAUGUCGGAACUGAUUGAGUCUCAAAAGCACAUCACUGAGUCCAUAGAGAUCAGAAAGCAAACCUCCUGCGAAUCAGAAGCGUCAGCCUUCAUCUGGGAUGACAAGAAUGAAAGCAACGCAAAGCAAAUCCCAAAGAAAGGAAAGAAGAAAAAAACCCAUAAGCUGGCAAAGCAAGGUCAACCCAACAAAAGUAAAGAAAAGUCCAUUCUGGCCCCGUGCGAGACAGAGAAGAAGGUAGACUUCCCAGAACUGCUCGUCAAGGCGCACCAGAGUGCGUACGCCUACCUACAUCCCAACCUCUCCAAGUAUGAAACUAUUCUGCACAUGGCCAGCCAGGCCACCCAAACUCAGCUCUUCCUACAGCAGAUGAUCAGCUUCCUUGUGCUUCGCUUUGAUGAAAUCAACCAGCUCUUGGAAGAAAUUGCCAAUGAUGGGGAAAAUCUUCUCAAAGAUGUAGGUGGGAAUCUGGCAUGGCCAGCAGAAAAGGAUGACUUCAAGGAGCACCCUGAUCUUCUGCAACAGCUACUGCAGUACACGGUCAACAAAAUGCAGCUGGUGAGUGGGAUGCUGGCCUCCCUCACGUCCAACGCCCUGCAGGAGACGUGCAGCUACCUGCAGUCUGCUGCAAGCAACUUGGAAGGCAAACUGAAAGCAAAGCAAAGCUUUGAUGAGCACCUGCUACGGACAGUAAAGCUGCUCGAAGCCUCAACUGUGGGACCCUCUCAGCCCCACAGUGAUGACAGGACUCUGUGUUCUGAGGACAGUGGCAUUGGUGUGGACAAUGAAUCCCUCAAAGAGUUCAGUGCUCUCAGCCAGCAUGGAGGACAGCCAGGUGACUCCUGUGCACAGGGACAUCCAUCCCGAAAGCACGGCAGAACAGCGGAGCGUGUGGAUGGUGGGACAGCCCCUGUGGGCACAGCUGCGUCCCACGGCUGUGCUCUUGACAGGCCCUUUAAAGGUGUGCUUCAUUCACCUGUGCAAAGCAGGGAGGCGACCUCUUGUCAGCAUGGACUAGCAGAAGGCACUUCCACUGUGCCCCAAUAUGCAAGCUUGAACAAAAGCCGUCCCAACAACUCCUUGCAGUCUGAUUCUACUCAGGAAGGUGAACAUUUCAAAAUCUGUGAAUCAACAGAUUUUCUUUCUGAUGAGGAUGAGGAUGAUGAUGAUGAUGAUGAAGAAAGCACACUGGGGGAGGAUGAUGACAACACAAGUUUAUCAGAAAUGGGAAAGGAUGCUCUGCCAAGGUCCCUGUCUUCACCUGCACUCACUGAUAGCAUUCAAAGGCAGUCCAUCAAAAGGACAGAGAAUGCAGAUACAGAAGAAAUCAUUUUGAAGAUGAAAGAUGCCAUCAGUGAAAAAAUCAAGUUUGUCCCAGCUAAAUCAAGGCGUAAAGAAUGGAUAGAGGAUGAGAGCGGAAGGGCAGUCCUAGCAAAAAGGCCCAGUACAGCAACAGGCAGACAGAGAAGGUUUGGGAAACAACGACGGUCCAGGUCAGAGGAGUCCCUCAGAAGCCAGGCAGAGGACCCAACUCUCCUGGAGCUUCAAAGGACUCAAAAGGAGCUCAGCAAAAGGCUGGAAAUGUUGUAUGGAAAGGAUAUAGCUAACAACCUGGAGCUCUGGAAAUCAAGAACAGCACCUUAUUUGCAGGAUGAGCAAAUUUCAUCUAGGUCCUCCCGCAAGCUGAAGUCAGGCCUCUCAAAAAAUUUCAGCAUCCUGCCUAACCAGGAUAAAGUCCCUUUGUUCACAUCUGAUCAAAACCCUGUUCCUCCACUGAAUGAAAAGAGAGCCAGGAAGCCUGUAAGAGCUCCUGUGCCUGCUCAGGAGACAUCAGGAGGCAAAGAAAACGAGCCUCCUGGAGCACAAAUGUUGAGUGGCAGCAGCUGUACCCCCCGGCAGUCUGUCAAAAAACUGAUUGAAACCUUCAGUCCUACUGAUGAUCUUGCAAAAGCCACACCUCUAAGAUCCUUAGGACCAAUAAAGUGCAUCAGAAAAUUUGGACUUCCAGUCAUCCCACCCACCACUCCCUUUCAGAGGGGCCUGGCACCUUUAAAUCUUAAGCAUCGUAUUUCACCAGUAGAAGACACAAAUACCAAUGAUGCUUCUUCUAGCUUUCCAAAUGCCUUUCUUCCUGCACCACCUGCAGAAUCAAGCAAGAAGGACACAAAGGAAGAGACUGAUGAAGACACCGAGAACCUGCCACCUCCACCACCUGAAAUGUUAAUGGACACUUCUUCUGAAAAUUUAUCCGAGCCUGAAGAAACUGCAAGAAUAGAAGGAAACUCUUCAGAAGAUGCCAAAAAGACCACCAAACCAGAAUUGCAUGCUGCUAAGAGAUCACAAGUUUCCCCAAAAAUGAAAGCUUCCAUUCAGUCCAUUGACUUACUGCCAAGUAAAAAUGUCAGCGGCCCCAGUGCAGUGAAUAAUAAAGGUCCAAGGAACACCAGGUCAGGGGAUGAGAAACCGCACAGGUACUCCCUGGAGCUGAACCCGACCAACGUGCGCAUCCCCAGCCAGGAGGAGAUAUUAGCAACCCAGAGGAAAGAGGCCGCGGAUUUGUACAAGCAAACCCAUAAAAUUAUUCCUCUUCAAAAUCCCAGCGGGGUUUCAAACUCACACAGCAACAGCUCAGAGAGCAAGGGGCCCAACCCACCUGCGCCUUCAGUGCCGAGCCAGAAGCACGGCUCUCCCGAUCCACUCCGGAGCAAUGAGAAAGGCUCACUGUUCGCCAGGAGGGUCUCCCCAACGAGAACUCCUCCUUCUUCACCAACUGAGAAAUGGCUGUUCAGCCCCCCCGCGCAUCACAGGCAUUCCCUGCAGGCUUUUAGCAGCACGCAACCGAGCUCACCCGUGAUGCAGAGGAAACCCAGUCCCCCCUCUAGCCCCAGGAUGCCCAGCCCACCUUUGCAGAAGAAGCUGCCCUCUCCGCCACCACAGCGAAAACCGCUCAGCCCUCCUGUGGGGCACAAGCAAAGCUCAGCAGCAGCCCCGCGGCUGGCAGGCUCCCCCGCUCCAUUCCCCACCACCCCCUCCCCACCAGCCUCCCCAUCUCGCUCCUACAAGGGGCCAAGAGCUGGGCUGGACGCUGGGGACGAGCACCAGCUCUCCUCCUCCAAGAGGGUCAGCAAUGUCCGCUCCAUAUUUUGCCCUGCCACCUCUUCCUUAUUCGAAGCCAGACCUCCAGUGGUACCCAGCAAAUGGCCUGCCGAGGUGACCAGCCAGCCUGAAGCUGCAUCCCAUUCCCAAAGGAGCAGCCUGCUGUUCCGGCAGCCCAGAGACCGGACCAGGAAGCUGUCCCUGAGCAGCACCAAUCCUCAGCCGUUCGUAAGGAGAAGUUUCUCUGACCGCCGACCAGGGGUCCAGCCUCAUCUCCCAGCUCCUCUAGCUGCUGGCAGUGAACCCGCACUUAACCAAGCAAGCUUGGAGAAGAGCCCUAGGAAAGCAGGUGACUCUUGGAACAGCUCUGGUGUUCCUGAAGCCAAAGAAUCCCACAGAUCUGCUUCCCACCCCGAGCUGUUUGUCGUGGGCCAGGGGCUGCAGAGGGACUGACAGCAGAAGCACCCCAGAGGCAGAGGCACGAGCAAGGCCAGAGGCCCUGGAGGGACGAAACACCCUCACCCAAGCCUCCAAAACGCAGCUUCAUCUUCUCUUGCAAGGAAACUAUCUGAUGGGAUUGCAUCAAAAACCUCAAACUGGGCUCAACACUCUACUGAAAUACCAGCCGGCUGCUUCUCCUUACAUCCGUGGUUUUGCUCAGAGAUCUAUAUGGAGCAAAAGAAACACUUUGUAGGUAGGUGAGUCUGAGGCAAAUUUGGCUGAGGAAGACAGGACCUACGGCCAAGACUUUUUUCCGCAGUUUAGAGAAAAGAGUUAAAAAAACUAAUACAAAUUAUCAUUGUUCAGCAUGUUAUUUAUUCGGUAGGCAUCACUGUCUGUGUAAAAAGAGCUGCUUUUCCAGGAGGGAGAUAAAACCCUGAACCAAUUGAGUGUUCCUGCAUCCAUGGCUUCAAUAAAUUCCACAUUUUUUACCCUAGGAGUUUUUCAACAUGCAGGGAGAGAAUAAUGUCAUAUACAAGUUAAAACAAAGCAACCCCAUUUAAGGGAAAAAAAUUAGGGAUCUUACUCCCUCAAAAAAGCCUUUGAUCCUCUAAAUCACCUUUGAUUACCAGAUAAUCUUAUCACCUCUAGUUUCCAGGGGACAAGGCUUAAUCCUGAUUAGAGUAGUUUUGCAAUAGCCUGAUCAAACAACAUUAUAAAUCAUGAGGCAUCUAAGGACACAUUUUGAGGUUUUGUUGGGGUUUGUUUUUCUUUUUUUUUUUUUUUUGUAAAAGAAAAAGAUGCCACCAUGGAGAGUCCUGUUCUCCCUGAAGAAGGGGUUUUUUUUUUCUGAUUUAUGCAGUUUGAGGGUAUCUAUUAUAAUUUCAGUGAAUAGUUUAGACAGAUUCUUGUUAAUAAAAACACAAGUUACUCACAGUCAAUUAAUCCUAAGCUUUUACAGCGUUCACUGAAAUACCGUCUCAAAAAUUACUAGAUCUUCCUUACCUACCUAACACAUCAUCAUGGUUAAUAUGCAACUUUUAAUUUAAUAAUAAACUUCUAAUGUAGUUUUAGGUUCAUUUGACAUGUUUUCAUCUACAACUUUAGUACAGAGUAAGAUCUGCUAAAAAAAUAAAAAAAGACAUUUGUAUCAUAAUUUGUUAGGAAUAGUUUCAGUUUUUCCUAUAGUUUUCAUCAAGGUGGUGUCUGGGAACUUUACCUCACACAGCAUUUUUACUCCUCCUGCCCACCUUCAUGAUGGGGGAAUGGAGCUUCACUUUCUCCAGGGUUACUCUCUGGAUCCUGAGCUCCGGAGUUUUAGUCCCGUGCCUUAACCACAAGCAUCUUUCACUAAGUACAGUGCCAUUUUGCAGAAUAUACACAAGGAAACCUUAAUUUUUAUGUUUAAAGUAGGGGUUUGAAUAUAGAGAAGCAACUCGCAGUGAACAGAUAAUUUGGAUGGUCAGGGGUUUAUGAGCUUAAAGAGGCCAAGCAGCCAUACCCAUACAGACAUCAACCAAUCCACUGUGUGAUCACACAGGCAGAUGCACCAUCCCCUGACAAGCUGGAAAACCAGCAGGGAGAUACUGCAAAGCUGCAAAGCUGCAAAGCAGUGUAAACUCUGCAAGUUAGUCCUCCCCCUCCUUAGAAGUGCAGUUCUCUCCCUUCUGGGUAAGAAUACAAAUGUUUUUUUGCAUACAUUUUGGGUUGGUUUGUUCUGCUGGCAGUAACCCCCCCAAGAACAGAAGCAAAUCAGAAACAUGACAGCAGGAAACUGGCACUUUGCAUGCCUAAAUGCAGCUUUGCAGAGGAAAACAGAGCAGAGUGGAGGAACAUCUCCUCAGCUACUACAAUCAGUUCAUCUCCUCAUGCUGAAACUUCCCAGCACCCCGAGGGGAAUAAGAGAAAGAUUUCUUUAUAUCCUUCAAGCAGAAGAUUCUGCUACAGCAGCACAUGGGGCAACACUUCAGCAGUCAAGCUGGAAACCUCCUCCCACAUGUGCUCUCUGGACAUGGAGUCAGCCAAAGCAUCUUUGUCCAAGACCAGGCUCCCCCUUGAAGAUGUGUGCAUGAGCUGGCAUCCUAGCACUUCAUCCCUCCCGGCUCUGACUGAGACUGUGGUCAUCAGGAGGCUCCUUGCAAACACAGUCCCACCCAAAGACUGUAGCUGCUGCAGGAUUCUGAUGCUGCCCAAAGGAUGCUGCAGCAAACUGCUCAUUGUACGCAAGACACAGCUUCUGGGGGAGUGAUCUGCAAAUUUGUAACGUGAACUCAUGAUUACCUGUAGUUAAGAGAUUCUCUUUAGUCCAGUAAUGUACACGACUCUUGCAAAAAAAAUGUGUUUACCUUCAUUUUGUAUUGCAAGCAUGAAAUUUAGAUUAACUGUAGUAUGGAGGAAAUGAUAGU
Messenger RNA from Prinia subflava (tawny-flanked prinia), 6251 nucleotides. It is a transcript of the gene PCARE, whose product is annotated as photoreceptor cilium actin regulator. The transcript is spliced from 2 exons. The record is from RefSeq and is a predicted model, not a curated record. Gene Ontology annotation, biological process: photoreceptor cell outer segment organization; protein localization to photoreceptor outer segment. NCBI's taxonomy places the organism in Eukaryota, Metazoa, Chordata, Aves, Passeriformes, Cisticolidae. Bases 1 to 3858 code for a protein of 1285 amino acids. Gene Ontology annotation, cellular component: photoreceptor outer segment; photoreceptor inner segment.